UUGAAGUGGCCAUCAUGGUAACACCGUCUUACGACCGCCAUCAGAAUCUCUACAAUCCGUACAUAAAGUUCAGCUAUCCCGAUUCGCUGGCCGUCCCUUUUGGAGUGGAAAAUUUCUGCUUCCCGGAUUCAACACACUGGCCGCCGCCGCUGCAGACGGCCGGCGAACCGUACACGAUCGUUCUGACCGAUUCCAAAGGCGAUCGAAUGUACGGCUACUGCCACCGGGUGGUUCCCGAAGGAGCUCAGACCUGCAUUCCCAUCACCUAUUGUUUGCUGAGCCGCCAUCGAGCAGCCGAAUUUUACAACAAGCUGUUGAACGUUAUGGUUCCACGUCACGGAGCGUCCGUUUCCCAGCGUCUAGCUUUGCUCGAUUGUUUGCACAAACAACCAUUUCCCAGCCCAGGAGGUUUUGUUGAAUUCCCCCCCGAAAAUCUCGGCAACGGGAACAAGGUCAACAAAGUCCAGCGAUUACUCGACGAAAGUCUGGAGGAUUUUGAUUUGAAGGGACUAUUUGAACGACUCAACGAAACGGUCAUCCUACACGUCCUGGGCACAGUGCUGCUCGAACGCAAACUCAUUUUUGUUAGUCAGGAUUUGAGUGCUUUAUCGCUUUGCAUCGACGCUGUUCAAUCCAUGAUGUAUCCGUUUGUGUGGCAACACAAGAUCGUUCCCAUCCUCCCUCAGUCUAUGAAGGAAAUCUCAUCGGCUUACACACCUUUCAUUUUGGGACUCUUGUCCAAAAACGUCGAAGAUUGGAAUUCGAUCUACCCUGAUCAGGGUAUGCUGGUUGAUUUGGAUAGCGGCGAAGUUCUCUACAGCGUCGGCGAUGAAUCGACGAUCCUGCCUCGAUGUAGUGUCAGCAAACUCAUGUCCGACUGGGAGGUGAUCGUCAACAUUACCCAACAAGCUGAAACGGCCCACAAUGCUUUGUACAGCGAGAGCUUUAUGCGGAUGUUUGUCGACCUGUGCGGCCACUACGAGCAAAACAUCCACUACAGCGACUCUGGCCACAAAUACUUUGAUGUAAUUCAAUUAUCACCUACUUGUCUCGUCGACCGUCAAAUUUGA
Messenger RNA from Daphnia pulicaria, 1070 nucleotides. RefSeq names its product DENN domain-containing protein 2C-like. Lineage: Eukaryota; Metazoa; Arthropoda; Branchiopoda; Diplostraca; Daphniidae. The record is from RefSeq and is a predicted model, not a curated record. Bases 15 to 1070 code for a protein of 351 amino acids. The transcript is spliced from 5 exons.